This is a messenger RNA of Erinaceus europaeus (western European hedgehog), 1949 nucleotides long. RefSeq names its product UTP3 small subunit processome component (gene UTP3). NCBI's taxonomy places the organism in Eukaryota, Metazoa, Chordata, Mammalia, Eulipotyphla, Erinaceidae. The record is from RefSeq and is a predicted model, not a curated record. Gene Ontology annotation, cellular component: nucleolus; small-subunit processome. The coding region runs from base 207 to 1610 and encodes 467 amino acids. Gene Ontology annotation, biological process: maturation of SSU-rRNA from tricistronic rRNA transcript (SSU-rRNA, 5.8S rRNA, LSU-rRNA). The transcript has a single exon.
CGCCGAACGGAAGUCCGGUUCCACGCUUUUCGGAGAGCGUUCUGGAGGCCGGAAGGAGUUUCCACCGGCGGCCACAGGCCGGCUGGCAGAGCGUCCGCUCGAACGCGUGGUUGGCGGGCGCGUGGCAGCUUAUAGACGCGUGUCGCCGGAGCUCUUGGCUUGAGCGCCGGGGUCUGAAGUGACGGGGAGGCCGGCGCCAGUGAACGAUGGUGGGGCGAUCCCGGCGUCGCGGAGCGGCCAAAUGGGCUGCUGUGCGAGCCAAGGCCGCACACGGCGCCGCGGACGUGAACGACAACGAUAUGGACCCGCCGCCGUCGCCGGGAGACCCCAGCUACUUCCAGGACCAGGUCGACCAUUUCCACGAGGCCCGAGCCCGGGCCGCCCUGGCCAAGGGCUGGGACGCGACGGAGAGCGGGGACGAGGACGAGGACGACGAGGAGGAGGUGAUGGCGCUCGAUGUUGAGGACGAGGAAGAUGGAGACAGUGAGCGGGACGACGACGACGACGACGAUGAUGAUGAUGGCGGUGGGAGCUCCGAGCACAGUGAGGCGGAGGCCUCGGCGGACCCCAGUUUAUCGUGGGGUCAGAGGAAGAAGCUUUACUACGACACGGACUACGGCGGCUCCAAGGCGCGGGGCCGGCGGAGCCAGCAGGAGGAGGAGGAGGAGGAGCGGGAGGAGGAGGAGGAGGCGCAGCUGAUUCAGCGCCGCCUGGCCCAGGCCCUGCAGGAGGACGACUUCGGGGUCACCUGGGUGGAGGCCUUUGCGAAGCCAGUGUCGCGGCCGGAGGAGGCCGAGACGCGGGUCGCCAAGGACCUGGCGAAAGUUUCCGUGAAAGAGAAGCUGAAGAUGCUGCGCAAGGAGUCGCCGGAGCUGCUGGAGCUGCUGGACGACCUGAAAGCCAAGUUGACGGAGGUGAGCGACGAGCUGGAGCCCCUGCUGCAGAUGGCGGAGCAGGGGGUCAUCGCGCCCGGCCGCGGGAGUCAGUACCUGAGGACCAAGUACCACCUCUACCUCAACUACUGCGCCAACAUCAGUUUCUACCUGGUCCUGAAAGCCCGGAGAAUCCCCGCCAGCGGACACCCCGUCAUCGAAAGGCUGGUGACCUACCGGAACCUCAUCAACCAGCUGGCGCCCGUGGACCAGCAGCUGACCCCGGAGAUCCGCUGUCUCCUGGCACUGAGGGAUGGGACUGACCCCAAAGCAAAACUGACCAGAGCCAAACCCAGACGGGCAACAGGCAGCGCAGCUGUCACCCAGGUCGGCGACGGCUCCGACCUGGAGGAAGAAGCCGCGUUGAGUUACUACCAAGAGAUGGAAGACAAGCAGAAGUUAAAGAGAAAGAAGGAGGAAAGGGAUGCCGAAGAAGCGGCUCUCGAAGAUCCAAAUGCCAAGAGAGCCAUUACCUACCAGAUAGCUAAAAACCGGGGACUCACGCCUAGGAGGAAGAAGAUCGAUCGCAACCCCAGAGUGAAACACCGGGAGAAGUUCCGAAGGGCCAGGAUUCGCCGGAGGGGCCAGGUUCGCGAAGUGCGCAGAGAAGAACAGCGAUACAGCGGGGAACUUUCCGGCAUCCGUGCGGGAGUUAAAAAGAGCAUUAAACUUAAAUAAAGGGCCUGCUGACCUUGUGGUUAUUGGUACUGAUUCUGGGUCAAUACCCUUGUUGUUUGUUUGUUUACUAGUGAAUUGAUUGUAUUAGAAUAUGACUUUAGCAUUGUUAAUUUUUUUUUUCUGUCAACUGAAGUUUAUUGGCUAUUGUUCGAUUUAUUUGCCCUUGGAUUUAUACUGAGGGUGACAUCAACAACUGUGGGAGCAAUAUGAAAGUGUUUAGGAAAAGAUAGUGAUUUAAAAAAGUUUAAUUUUCUGUCAAGCCUAGAAAAACCUUCAUACCUAUUUGUGGUGAACAAUUAUUUUUUUAAUAAAGUGAAAAGAAUGCACUUUGGAAAAAAA